Messenger RNA from Telopea speciosissima, 3154 nucleotides. RefSeq lists its product as uncharacterized. Gene Ontology annotation, cellular component: mitochondrial outer membrane. The transcript has 17 exons. Lineage: Eukaryota; Viridiplantae; Streptophyta; Magnoliopsida; Proteales; Proteaceae. The record is from RefSeq and is a predicted model, not a curated record. The coding region runs from base 155 to 2671 and encodes 838 amino acids. Gene Ontology annotation, molecular function: ATP hydrolysis activity; ATP binding.
GCAAAUUUGCAAGUUUGGCUCUUCGCUUCUGCUCAACGAGUGGUUGUCGCUUCCUGUUUCUUUAUCCGACAGAGUUUUUGUAAUUUAAGGUUCGCGAGAGGAAAGGUGAACUUCCGAAGAAGUGGUUUAAGGUUCGAGGAGCUUGAAGGCGGCGAUGGAACAGAAACAUGUUCUCAUGUCGGCAUUGACCGUGGGGCUCGGUGUCGGAGUCGGGCUUGGUUUGGCUUCUGGACAAACAGUCAGUAAGUGGACCGGAGGAAUCAAUUCUUCUCCAAAUGUCAUCACCGGAGAGCGGAUCGAGCAGGAAUUGCUGCGACAGAUCGUCAACGGCACAGAAAGCAACAUCACCUUCGAUGAGUUCCCGUAUUACCUCAGUGAGCAAACACGGGUGUUGCUGACAAGUGCUGCCUAUGUCCAUCUGAAGCAAGCGGAAUUUUCGAAGUAUACUCGGAAUCUCUCACCUGCAAGUCGGGCCAUUUUGCUCUCAGGACCUGCUGAGCUUUACCAACAAAUGCUUGCCAAGGCAUUAGCCCACUACUUUGAAGCCAAGUUGCUCUUGUUAGAUGUAAACAACUUUUCUCUGAAGAUGCAGAGCAAAUAUGGCAGUAGCAACAACGAACCUUCCUUCACGAGAUCCAUCUCGGAGAUGACACUGGAGCGAAUGUGCAAUUUACUUGGUUCGUUUUCAAUCCUUCCUCCUAGAGAGGAAACCAAAGGCACAUUACGGAGGCAAAACAGUGGUGCGGAUAUCAGAUCAAGGGAAAUGGAAUGUUCUAAUAAUCCUCCAAAGCUGCGUAGAAAUGCUUCUGCUGCAGCUGACAUCAGUAGCCUUGCUUCACAAUGUGCUGCCAUAAAUCCAGGAGGUGCUCUAAAGCGUAACAGCAGCUGGGCUUUUGAUGAAAAACUUCUUAUACAGUCACUAUACAAGGUUCUAGUUUCAGAGUCAAAAAACAAUCCCCUUGUCCUCUACAUCAGGGAUGUUGAAAAACUUCUCUUUAGGUCACAAAGGAUAUACGCAUUGUUCCAGAAAAUGCUGAAGAAUAUAUCAGGACCAGUGCUGAUCCUUGGUUCACGGAUGUUGGAUUCGGGUAAUGACUACAGUGAAGUGGAUGAGAGGCUUACCCUUCUAUUUCCUUAUAAUAUAGAAAUCAGGCCACCUGAAGAAGAGACACACCUUGUGAGCUGGAAAUCACAUCUGGAAGAGGACAAGAAGAUGAUCCAGUAUCAAGAUAAUAGACACCACAUUACUGAGGUUCUUGCUGCAAAUGAUCUUGACUGUGAUGAUCUAGGUUCAAUCUGCCUUGCAGACACAAUGGUUGUCAGUAAAUACAUUGAAGAGAUUGUAGUGUCGGCGAUUUCUUACCAUUUGAUGAAUAACAAGGAUCCUGAAUACAGAAACGGCAAGCUUGUUAUUUCAUCCAAUAGUUUGUCCCAUGGGUUGAGUAUAUUCCAGGAUGGUGAGUGUGGUGGGAAAGACACCCUAAAACUGGAAGCAAAUGCUGAAUCUGCUAAGGAACCAAAAGGAGAAGAGGCAGGUGGAGUGAAGCCUGAAUCAAAGGCUGAGGGUCAGACCCCUGAAAACAAAACUGAAGCAGCAAUUCCUGUGCUGAAGGAUGGAGAAAAUCAAGCCUCCCCAUCAAAAGUGCCUGAAGUUCCACCUGACAAUGAAUUUGAGAAGCGCAUAAGACCUGAAGUCAUCCCUGCAAGUGAGAUUGGAGUGACAUUUGCUGAUAUUGGUGCACUAGAUGAGACUAAAGAAUCCCUUCAGGAGCUGAUCAUGCUCCCCCUUCGAAGACCAGACCUUUUCCAAGGAGGACUUCUAAAACCUUGCAGAGGAAUAUUAUUAUUUGGGCCUCCUGGUACUGGGAAGACAAUGCUGGCCAAGGCCAUUGCCAAUGAGGCUGGAGCAAGCUUCAUUAAUGUCUCCAUGUCUACCAUCACUUCAAAAUGGUUUGGGGAAGAUGAAAAGAAUGUCCGAGCUCUGUUCACCCUUGCAGCAAAGGUAUCUCCUACAAUUAUUUUUGUGGAUGAAGUUGACAGUAUGCUUGGGCAAAGGACUAGAGUUGGGGAACAUGAGUCCAUGAGGAAAAUUAAGAAUGAGUUUAUGACACAUUGGGAUGGGUUGCUGACAAAACCUGGCGAGCGGAUCCUUGUUCUUGCUGCUACAAAUAGACCGUUCGAUCUUGAUGAAGCAAUCAUUAGGCGGUUUGAGCGUCGAAUUAUGGUUGGUCUACCAUCUGCGGGGAACAGGGAAUUAAUCUUGAAAACACUUUUGGCAAAAGAGAAGGUUGAAGAAGGACUAGAUUUUAAGGAGCUUGCCUCCAUGACAGAGGGGUACAGUGGAAGCGAUCUAAAGAACUUGUGCACAACAGCCGCUUAUCGACCUGUUAGAGAGCUAAUCCAACAAGAAAGACUGAAGGAUUUGGAGAGAAAGCAGAGAGCUGAGAAAGGAAAAACCUCAGAAGAGGCUCCAGAUACAGAAGAACCACCUAGAGAGGAGGGACUAAUUACCCUCAGACCAUUGAAUAUGGAAGACAUGAGACAGGCAAAGAAUCAGGUCGCAGCCAGUUUUGCGGCCGGGGGAUCUAUAAUGGGUGAGCUGAAGCAGUGGAAUGAGUUGUAUGGUGAAGGAGGUUCUAGGAAGAAGGAGCAAUUAUCAUACUUCCUUUGAAGUAGAAAAAAGAAGGCAUCUUAUAGUGCAGUGUGGCAUUCUCUUAAAAAAUGAGUGAAGGCUUUUGACUGAGGCUACCACCUGAAACUUGAGUUGGUAGUCUGCAACAAUUCUAGUGAGCUCGAAUUGAUGUUGGAUAUUCUUCACCUAUAAUAUAUUAGCUAUUACGUACAAUGCUGGAGGAGGUUCCUGGUUUUCUUUCUAAGAUGCUUCAUCUGAGAAUACAUUGAGGGGACAAAUUAGAGGAACUUGUCUACAUAUGCAGGUUUUAGAGUUAUAGAGGCUAUCUCGGCGCCAACUGCCGCCAAUUGCUUUUGUGUUGAUUGUGGUGGGUGUUGGGUGUUUAUUGUUCUUCUUGUUUACAAAUUUUCUUGUCUGACUAGUAGUGGGAAGUGUGUAUGAUUUUCAUAUGUAGGAAGAGAGGAAUAAGUUGUUGAGAUCAUUUAAUAUCAUGCAGCCAUUGCAAAACUGGCUUGUUUGAUU